UUCUUUCAAUUCGAAUCGGUGUACAUCAGCGUAGCGUCGACAGCACACCAGAAUCCAUCUCUGUGAGUAGCCAGAUAGAUCGCUUCUUCUUCCGUCCUCUCUCUUUCCCCAUUUGCCUCCCUACCGCUUUUCUGGUUGGUUGCCCAGAGAUCAGAGAUGGUUGAGAAUGAAAAGUCAAACUCCAUGGCGAGUUCAUAUUCAUUGCUGCUGCUGGAGGUGUGGGAGAAAUGGGAUGUGAGGGGAUUGCUGCUGCCGCUGGAGGUGUGGGAGAAAUGGGAGGUGAGGGGAAUGGUUCUUUUUAGUCUCACCUUACAAAUCAUCCUCUCUGUCUUAGGUGGGCGUAGAAAAUACAAAAUUAACUAUUUCUUCAAAGCCAUUCUAUGGUUUGCCUACUCAGGUGCCGAUUGGAUUGCCAUUGCUACUUUGGCCAAACUUUCUGGCUCCCUUGCAGAAUCUACUGCCACCAACAUCUUAAGAGCAUAUUGGGCUCCUUUACUCUUGGUACAUCUUGGUGGCCCUGACACCAUCACAGCUUAUGCUUUUGAAGACAACAACCUUUGGAUUAGGCACCUUGUCAUCCUUCUUGUCAAAGUAAUUCUUGUUAUUUAUGUUGUUUGUCUGUCGUGGACCUUUUGUUGGCUCUCGUUUUUGACUCUCCCUCUCAUCUUAGCUGGAAUUAUCAAGUAUGUAGAGAAGAUAUUGUGUCUCAAGCUGAAUAACUCACAAAAAACAAAACCCAUCAUUUCUAAUAUGUUUAAUCGUCGAGAUCAUUCUAAUCCCGAUAAGUUUCCAGCCCUUGAACGCCUUCGUAGAGAAAACCCAAACAUUUUGACAAGUUAUCUCUUAUUUACAAUUACAAGACCUGAUGUCAAUGAUUACCUCUCCUCCCAAAAUUUUUCCGAUGUUGGAACAAGGUUCAGAACUCAUCUCAGGGAAACUACAGGUAUGGAUGGUAUAAUGGCUCUCUGGGUUGCAAACCAAUAUAUUCCUAAUACUCGUGAUAUAGAUGUUGUUGCAGUAUUUUCUAUUGAACUAGCAUUCAUGUUUGAUGUUGUUUACACCAAAACUAGUUUGAUUUACACCAAGUUAGGAUGCUUCUUGCGCCUCACCAGUUUCACUAGCUCUUUGUUAGUUCUGCUGCUCUUCCUUAUCAACAUCAUUAAUGAGGCAAAUUUACAUGGCUCGAGAAUUGAUAUUACCAUAACUGGCAUCUUAUUGAGUGGAGCUAUUGCACAAGAAUUUUAUGCAGCAUGGGCAAUGCUUUCUUCUGAUUGGGCAGUUCUUGUUGCGGAAUUUCAUCAUAAUGUGUUGGUUCGCAACAUGUUUAAGGUCACAUUAAAGUGCUUCUCUUGCUUAUUGCAUCGAAGUAGAACAACAUCGUCAAAUCAAAUGGGUCAAUUUGAUUUGUUAGAAUAUUGUUGGCGUUACAAGAAAAGGAACGCAAACGAAUCACAUGGCUUUCUAUCGAAGAUCACUAUUGGCAGUGAAAUUGUUGAAAUAUGGCACAAACACUGGUUUACUAAAUUUGUGGAUGUUCCAGAUUUAUUGAAACGGCCCAUCUGUUACUCUGGACUUUUGGAGGGAAUCAUUUCAAAGAACAUAGACAUAACAAGAGGACAACAGGCAUUGCGGAAAUUGCGACCAUUUGAUAAACUAUUUGAUAAACUAAAAUGGAGCAUUGAAAUGGAUUUCGAUCACAGCAUCAUAAUAUGGCAUCUUUCCACAAGUGUUUUCUACUUCCAAGAAGAUCAUCAUGAUGAUGAAGCAAUGAAAAUUAGUAAACAUGUAUCAAAUUACAUGAUGUAUCUACUGGCCAUGUGUCCUGCCUUGCUAUUGUCCGAGCAUAGUAAGAGUUUUUGGCUUGAUCAUGCUUAUGACAACCUCAAAGAACGUUUGCCUCGUGCAACUGAUACUAGCAAUGCUGCUUCCGCAUUACUUUCCAUUCCACAUGAUGUUCAAAACGAGGAGCCUGAACCUAGGGGGAUAAUUUUUCAACAACUAAUGAAAGAGGUGCAGGACCUAGUCGCAUUUUUACGGGACGAAGAUAAUAAAUGGAAGAUAAUGAGGGAUGUCUGGAUGGAAAUGCUUUCCUAUGCAGCAUCUUCAAGUCAGCACAUUAAUCACAUUAAGCAACUAGGAGAAGGCAUUGAAUUCCUCUCACUUAUCUGGCUGUUGGUAAGCCAUGGCAUUAUCCAAACUGCCCGCGGUAAACCUUUGCAUUAUCCAAACUGCCCGCAGUAGACCUUUGCAUUAUCCAUAUUGUCUUUAAAAUGUAGUGUGACCAACAUCUGCAAGCUCGGUUGCCUUAUGUCUCAUGUUCGAAUUACAUACUUUAAUAAGUGACAAUUUAUGUUACUUUCUUAAAUAAAUUUAUAUUUGAUAU
Molecule: messenger RNA, 2383 nt
Organism: Rubroshorea leprosula
Lineage: Eukaryota; Viridiplantae; Streptophyta; Magnoliopsida; Malvales; Dipterocarpaceae
Source: the annotation of a GenBank genome assembly